AUGAAGUCUGAGAGAAUUUUGCCUCGCAGUGUUGGCCCUGGGGGAGGAGAAUGGCUGGGCCAGUCCAGCCUCCUCACACUGCUCAGUCACCUCUCCUGCUCCUUCCCAUAUAGGUGUGUCAAAUGUGUCAACAAAUACUCUACCCCCGAGGCCCUGGAGCACCACCUGCAGACCGCCACUCACAACUUCCCCUGCCCUCACUGCCAGAAGGUGUUUCCUUGCGAGCGCUACCUGCGGCGUCAUCUGCCCACGCACGGCAGUGGUAGCAGGUUCAAGUGCCAGGUGUGCAAGAAGUUCUUCCGGCGGGAGCACUACCUCAAACUGCAUGCUCACAUCCACUCGGGUGAGAAGCCCUACAAAUGCUCCGUGUGCGAGUCUGCAUUCAACCGCAAAGACAAACUGAAGAGACAUAUGUUGAUCCAUGAGCCAUUCAAGAAAUAUAAAUGCCCCUUCUCGACACACACGGGCUGCAGUAAAGAAUUCAACCGGCCAGACAAGCUGAAGGCUCAUAUCCUCUCCCACUCUGGCAUGAAGCUCCACAAGUGCGCGCUGUGCAGCAAGUCCUUCAGCCGCCGUGCCCACCUCGCGGAGCACCAGCGUGCCCACACAGGUAACUACAAGUUCCGCUGUGCCGGCUGUGCCAAGGGCUUUUCCCGACACAAAUACCUCAAGGAUCACCGCUGCCGCCUUGGCCCCCAAAAGGAUAAGGACCUGCAAGCCCGGCGGCCCUCCCGGAGGAGGGCAGCACCCCGCAGUGGCAGUGGUGGCGGGCGCAAGGUGGUGACCCCCCUGCCCGACCCGCUGGGGCUGGAGGAGCUGAAGGACACCGGGGCUGGGCCGGUGCCCGAGGCUGCCCCAGGCAAGCCGCCCUUCUCGGAGCCAGAUGCAGUGCUGUCCAUCGUGGUGGGGGGCACGGUGGGGGGCGAACCGGAGCUGGUAGUGCCCGGGCAUGCGGAGAGCCUGGGCUCCAACCUUGCACUGGCAGAACUGCAGGCAGGGGCCGAGGGCCCAUGUGCCAUGCUCGCUGUGCCCGUCUACAUCCAGGCCUCAGAGUGAUGGACCCGCGGUGUUUGCUCCCAGAGCCUGGCCUGAUGCUCACCUGUGGGUCCAGGCCUCAGGGGCCGACGAGAGGUCCUUCCCAAUGGAAGUGAGCCAUUGGCCAAAAUCCUUCUGGAGUGUCCUAUGAACCCUGGCUGUGGCCAGCCUGCUGUGGCUCCUAUUCUGCUGGCUAGCCCUGCCGCAUUCUGGAAUGUGAGGCAGGGCUGCCUACAGCUUCCAGGUAGGGGCACUGGAGAGAAGAGAGCUGGCCAGGCCAGCAGCCCAGGGUCUGGCUGGUCCAGGCUGGUGUCAGCCCACCUAAGAGAGAAGACAGGGUGGUCCUGCCCACCCCUCCUCCGGGCUGUCUUGGUGUGACCUCUGGUCAAGCUGCUUUUCUGGAGGCCUGAAAUGGGUAGAGCCCUUAUCUGCUGGACCUUUUCCUAUACAGUUCCCCGUGGUUUCCACAGAUGACUCUGUGAUGUAGGCAUUUAGGCGGCACUCAAGUGUCACGGCUAGAGUGCAGCUGUCAGUCAGAUUUGGCUUCAAAUCUAAGCACUGCUACUCACUUGCUGUGUGACCUUGGGUAUGUCACUUUACUUCUCUGAGCCCUCAUCUGUACGUUUCUCAUCUGUACAAUGGGACAUAUGACAUUUCGACCUCAUAGGGCUGUCAUGGGGAUCCAGUAUGGCGAAAUGUGCAAAGGACUUGGCAUAGUGCUUGGCACUUGGAAAGUACUGAAUAAAUGUUUUUAUGGAAAUGUGUGUCCAGUGGCUCAGGCCGGAGCCUUGGCAGUUUCCUUCUUUGCCCGUAGGUGGCAGCACUCCCUCCAAAGUGUUGGGGGACUGAGAGGUCCCAUGGCCCCUUGCACACAGCUGUGCUGCUCCAUUAGCCAUGAGAGGUUUGGUGCUCCCAUAUUUCAGAACAUGGCCAUGGAAAGGGUUUAUACUCACUUUUGAAAAUGCAGGAUCCCGGGCCUUGCCCCAAACCCUUUGGCAUCAGAAACUCUGAUCAGAGCCAGAGGUCCAUCUCAAGCAGGUCUCUAGAAUCCGUAGUUGCCCCCACCGCCAGCACUCUGUCCCCACUCCCCAGCUAGUCCAGAGGAGAAGCAAACCAGGCUUAUUAGGAGGCAGGGAAGAGAAAAGGGGCCUUGGCCAGUGUUUCCUCAUUUCUAUUCACAGCCACACUGUCUCAGUGAUAGGAGACGAAACUGAGGCUCGAGAAGGGACAGGGCAGGAUGCAGCAGAUCUGUUGGACUCAGUUUGAUAUGUUCCCUUGAAGGCUGGCACGUCCCUCAGAUAUCUGUGCUGGGGCUCUGGGCUGGAGCUCAAAGCAAGCCCAACUUCCCCUCAGGAAGGGUAUGAUGCAGGAGGAAGGACCAAUGAGAAAGUGGUACACAGCUGAGGCGGUGAGAGCUGUUAAGUGCACCUAGCCUUCAAGGCCAGAGGAGGGAGUGGUGAGGACAGAAAGUCUCUUCACGGGAGGUCACAUUUGAGCUGGUCCUUGACACAGAAUGUUUUGAUGGGUGGAUAAAUAGGGAAAGGCAUGUCAGGGAGAGCAAAACAUGAGCAAAGCCUUCAAGUUACGACAGUUCUGGGGCUGGUGAAUGAUCCAGGAUGACCAGAGAUCUGGGGGUAGUGGUUAGAUCAUAAUAAUCGCUAAUAUGUUUCAAGCUUCCACAUGAUGGACACUGCACAUAGCGCCUCAGCCCCAUCAGGUGAGAAUUGUUAAUUUCCUUAUUUUACAGAUGAGGAAACAGAGGCGCAGAGAGGCAGAGCUCCUUGCCCAAAGCUCACACAGCUAGUAAGUCACAGAGCUGGGAUUCAGGCUGGGGUGGCCUGCGUCUGUGUGCUGUUAGCCACUUUGCUGUAUUGAAAUAUAAGUUGAUGUUGAAUCAGAGAUAUCCUUGGAUGUUGGGUUAAGGAAUUUGGACUUUAUUCUCUACAAAAUGGAGGAGUCAUUAAACAUUUUUAAAAAUUGUGACAUUAAAGAAAAUGUUAAAAACGUCUCCAUCCUAAUAAAACUACUUAAGUUAUA
Molecule: messenger RNA, 3072 nt
Organism: Leptonychotes weddellii (Weddell seal)
Lineage: Eukaryota; Metazoa; Chordata; Mammalia; Carnivora; Phocidae
Source: RefSeq, a predicted model, not a curated record